Messenger RNA from Vitrella brassicaformis, 3462 nucleotides. The record is from the annotation of a GenBank genome assembly. NCBI's taxonomy places the organism in Eukaryota, Vitrellaceae.
GUUCAGGGACGUUUUGGGAGGCCAUUAUAUUGGGACGAGCGAGCAUCCCUCUGCCCCUCAAUCAUCGCAAUCCAUCAAAUCUGAGAGACGACCAUGAGCACGGCGGCCGACGCAGAACAGCGGCCCGCGGAUGAGGAGGAUGAGGAGGAUGAGGAGGAUGAGGAGGAUGAGGAGGCUGUCACAGUGGAUGAAGACGACGACGACAUCGACCCCUACCUUAUCUAUGAAUUGCAUCAGGAACUGGGAAGCGUAGGCAGCCCGCACGAGGCAGGCAGGCCUUUCUGCUGCUCUCCUUGCUGCAUUCACUCCUGGAGUGUCUGUGUUGUGCUGUCUUGUGUCGUUCUGUUGGUUCCCUCAGGGGACGAGCGGUCAGGUGUAUCGGGCGAAGCUGAGGGGCCGGGAGGAGACGCGCGCCAUCAAGGUGGUGUCGUACGACCCCGACGACGGCGACGAGGUGGAGGUGGCCGACAAAGAGGUGGACAUCAUGGUGCAGUGCAGGGACUGCCCCGCUAUCGUACACUUCUACCGCGCACACGAGACCCGAGUGAUGCUCUGGGUGGGUGGGCGACAGAGAAGGACAGACAGCUUUGUUGGCCAGGCCUUUCCCCCACCUCUCUCUCAUGGCAUGGGUGUGUGGUGUGGUGUGGUGUGGUGUGCUGUGUUGUGUUGUGUUGUGUUGUGUUGUGUUGUGUGUGUGCAGAUGGUAAUGGAGUUUUGCAAGUAUGGGUCCCUGCACGACCUCAUGGCCGACCGGCGCAUCCGGUUCACCGAGGCCGACAUCCGCCACGCCGCACACGCCACCCUGGUGGCGCUGCAGUACCUCCACUCCCGCCACCUGGUCCACCGUGACAUCAAGGCCGCCAACAUGCUGCUCGACCAACACGGACACAUCAAAAUCAGUAAGUGCAAUGCCUCGGGCAAAUGCGUCACUGAAUGGCAUGGGUGUGGUGUGGUGUGCUGUCCGGCGGCGGCGGGCGGGGGGCUGUUACGGGUGCAGCAGAUUUUGGUGUGUCUGCACGGCUGGCGAGCAGUGCUGAGAAGUGCAAGACGCCUAACAUGGGUGAGGGGAGGGGAAUGGGAGGUCAGCUACGACACAGCAGAUGUGUUGACGGACGCUGAUUGUGUGUCGUCUGUCAGGUUCGCCCUACUGGAUGGCGCCUGAGGUGAUCGAUGGCAGCCAAUACGACAGCGCAGUACGUCCGCCUGCACGGACUAAUGCGGCCAAGACGCGACGCGCACACAGCUGACGACUCCCGUCCGUGUGAUGUGUGUCUGUCUGUGUGUGUCCCUCCCUCCCUCCUCAGGCUGACAUAUGGUCAUUGGGCAUUACGUGUGUGGAGUUGGCCGAGGGCGCCCCGCCGUACGCAAGCCCCACGCGCCCGGCAUACGAGGUGAGCCAGACUCGCAGACAGCCACGCAAAGACGGACAAGGCAAGGCGCCUGCCUGUUGCAGACGAUGCUGCUGAUCAAGAGGCGACCCCCCAGGGACCUGAGGAUGCCUGAGCGAUUCUCGCACAAGUUCGCACACUUUGUGCAGAGGUCAGCAAGUCAGUCAGUCAAGGUUCACACACACACGCCUUGCAUCGAAAUCGUGUUGCGUGUGUGCAUGUAGCUGUCUGUGUGUGUGUGUGGCUGCAGGUGCCUGACCCUCCGUGCUGCCAGCCGCCCGACUGCGACGGCUCUGUUGGACGACCCCUUCAUCCGUGGCGACGAACCAAUCCCCGAUGCCAGCCCUAUCAUGUAUGGAUGCCCCACACGCACACACACACUCCACCCAUCAAUGGAUGGAUGGAUGUGUGCAGUGCUCGGCUGCAGACUCCCACCACGUCCCUCACUCCCACUCCCACCCAGCCCUCCCAGCCGUCUGUGGGUCCCCAGCCGUCCUCCUCGUCCAGCAGCGGGGACAGCCACCCCCUGGCUGCCGUCCCUGCGGCUGAGCUCAUCCGAGACGGCCCAGCGUCCUCAGACAACACUCGCGGCCGCGAGGGGGACCCUGAGGGUGUGUUCCGUGACUUUGGCGAGAGCGGGACGUGCAGGCGGGUCGGUCCAGAGGCGCAAGAAGAGGGAGAGGGAGAGGGAGAGGAGCAUGGUGAGACUUCUACUGGUGGCUGUGGCGGACCAAUGACGGAUGUCGACCUGCGUCAGCUGCACGCCGCUGCUGCCGCCGCGUACGCACCUUUCCCCUUCGGCCUGCCCUUCCCCCUGCCACCCGCCCCCAAGCACGAGUCGUAUCGCACCCACAUGCGCAACCUAUCGUCCCUCUCCACACAGCCCCCCGUCACACAGGCCCAGAGCCAGACGGAGGCCACCCAUGCCCGCAUCCCCAGCAGCGAAUCCAACAACAGCGGCCCGAUGACCGACCGCUCGGCCACACGCAAGCCGCGCAGGAGUGAGCCGAGGGAGGGGCGCGGGGUGAUGUACCAGCUGUGGGGGUCGUCCAUGGUGGUGCCGCCGUCCUCAUUGAUGGCGCCCGUGCCAGAGGAGAGCAGCGUGCGUCACUCGAGCGCUCCGGCGGCCGACGAGACCAAGCCGAUGCGGCACUCGACCAUGCAGAACAUCCUUGCCAUCGCACGCCAUUUCCAGCGCAGCCACACGCCCGGCGAGAGCCACGCCGUCCGGCUGUCACGUGCACUCUCCGCCCCCACAGAGCCGCACGAUACAAGCGCAACCGUGGGUGUGGGGGAGCACCACGGGCAUGGGCAUGGGCAAGUCUUGGUGGACACCCCGAGGAAGGCGGGAGGCCACCUGGGGAUGAUGUUUCGGCGGCAGAGGAGUGACAACAACAGGGAGCCAGAUGAGAGGCGAAGGAGGGCUGGGGCUGGUGGUGUUGGUGGUGGGGGCGGGUUUCUCAGGGGGCGGACCAAGAGGGGCAACGACAGUGGACCUGCGAUGCCGUCGGAGCCGGUGAGACAGUGUCCCCCCCUUUCAUGUCGCACACACCACUUCCGUCUUAUCCUCAUUUGUGCGUGUGGUUUCGUCUCUGCCUGUCAGCCUGUCGUCUUAUCCGCCCAAGUGCCGCCGCCCAGCGACCGACACAAUGCCCCGCCUUCAGCCAGCAGCUACAGUGACGCCCCUGCAGGUCUUCAACCGUCGAGCUGUGACGAGGAGGAGAGUAUCCGGUCGAUUCGCAUAACUGACGACAUGGUGGAACGGAUCCUGAUGGAGAGGGGCUUUAGCAGCAGCAGUGCAGCGGCCAAUGGCGAUCAGCAUGGGGGCCAGGGAGAGAUGGAGGGAUCAGGGGCAGGGAGGGAGGAGUGAGAAAUGUAUGUGUGUGGGUGUCCAUAGGCUUGGGUGGGCGGACCUCUCUGUUGUUUCGUGUGAGGGGCGAGGGAUAUGAUGCGAGGGUAGCACAGCGCGGAGCAAGUGGCGACACUGUUGGAUUGGAUUGGAUUCCAUUCAGACAGACAGAGAAAGGUCCAAAUGACGGCUGUACAACUGCAGCAUGUGCUCAAUCGAUUAACG